Molecule: messenger RNA, 2402 nt
Organism: Lucilia sericata (common green bottle fly)
Lineage: Eukaryota; Metazoa; Arthropoda; Insecta; Diptera; Calliphoridae
Gene: DPCoAC
Product: mitochondrial coenzyme A transporter SLC25A42
Exons: 8
Coding region: 409-1557 (382 amino acids)
Biological process (GO): transmembrane transport
Cellular component (GO): mitochondrial inner membrane
Source: RefSeq, a predicted model, not a curated record
GCGAUUUUUUUGUCAUUUCGAUUUUGCGAAUAAAACCGAGUAGUUGUGUGACGGUGUGUUAUAAAAUAAAUUAGAAAAAAUUUAAAUAAAUUAUUAAGAAAAGUGCAUAAAAAAGCAAUUAAUACAAAAAAGCCUAUGCUACCCUGUCGUGUGUGUUUAAAGAUAAAAGAAGUUUGUUAAAAAAAAUUAAUGAGCAUAAUAAAAAUAAUUCUACACAAAACAGGGUGUUCUAUAGAUAUUUGCAAAAAAAAGAAUAGCAACAAAGUGUAUAAAUAAAUACAUUCAAUGAUUUUUACAAUUAAGAAUUUAAAGUGAUUGUGAGUAAAUUAUAUUAACUGCUAGAGCCGCCUGCCUGUACGGGGCACAAAGUCCAAUAAUUAUUAAAAUUUGUUUUUGAAUAGGUCUCCAAUGAGCCAUCUUUUGGAGAAACCAAAUAUUGCAAUGCCCAUUAAGACAACUAGUGGUCAAUUUUCCACAGCUGCCGCCGCCGUCACUACUGCAACUGCUAAUGCAAAUUUAAAUACAAACGCCGUCAACACAACCUCAACAAAAUUGAACAAUGAUUCUACGACGAUAGCAUCUGAACAUCAACAACAGCAACAGCCAGAAAAUGAUAUUAAAAGUCCUGAAACAAUAGCAAAUACUUAUCAAACGGUUAUAGUAAGUUUAACAGCUGGUGCAGCAGCAGGAGCUCUGGCCAAAACUACAAUAGCACCUCUGGAUCGUACAAAAAUUAAUUUUCAAAUCAACAAAAAUGUACGCUAUACAUUAAAAGGUGCCAUAGACUUCCUUAAACAAACUCAUGCCAAAGAGGGUACACUGGCGUUAUGGCGUGGCAAUUCUGCUACCAUGGCUCGUAUAGUGCCUUAUGCAGCCAUACAGUUUACAGCCCAUGAACAAUGGCGUAAAAUAUUACAUGUGGAUAAAGACGGUACAGACACUAAAUUGAGACGUUUUGUGGCGGGCUCUUUGGCGGGCAUAACUUCACAAUCAUUGACUUAUCCCCUGGAUUUGGCAAGAGCACGUAUGGCUGUUACAGAUAAAUAUACUGGUUAUAGAACUCUGCGCAGCGUUUUUGUUAAAAUUUGGGUCGAAGAAGGUCCCCAUACCUUGUAUAGAGGUUAUUGGGCAACAGUUUUGGGUGUAAUACCGUAUGCAGGCACCUCAUUCUUUACAUAUGAAACUUUAAAACGUGAAUACACGGAAAUGACUGGCAAUGCUAAACCGAAUACUCUAGUCACUUUGGCAUUUGGCGCUGUAGCUGGUGCUGUUGGACAAACCUCUAGCUAUCCUUUAGACAUUGUUCGAAGACGUAUGCAAACAAUGGGUGUAACCAAAGAUGGACACAAUAAAUAUCCCACCAUUUAUAAAACAUUAAAAACUAUUUAUAAGGAGGAAGGCAUUAAGAAUGGUUUUUAUAAGGGUUUAAGUAUGAACUGGAUUAAGGGACCUAUUGCUGUGGGCAUUAGUUUCUCUGCCUAUGAUUUGAUUAAAGAAUUAUUGCGUGAAUUAUUCCAUUUGAAACGUGGCCGAAGUCUGACAACAGUUUCCAAUUAGAUUUUAUUAUGUCUAUUCUAAUUUUUUACACCUCACCUCACCAACCCCCCCUCAGUGUCAAUACUAUGUUGUUAUUUAAUUGUUUAGUUUAAACGCCAGCAAAUUUAUCUUAGUUUUAUUAGUUUCUUCAUUUUUAAUAAGAAUUUAGUCUUUGUUAAAAAAAAAGAAAAGCAAAUUAUAAAUUUGUUUUAGUUAGGCUUUAACCAAAAAACAAAAGUUUAUACAUUUUAAAAAACAGUUGUUAAUUCGAGAAAAUCUUUAAAAAAAAUAAAGUUUAUUCUUUAUUCUAAGAAUAUUUUUUAAAAUUUUUCAUAUGAAAAUUUAAGCUGUACAAAUUGGUUUUUAAAUAAGUUUUGUUAAAUCUAAUUACUUCCUUAGCUUAAACAUAUAUAUAAUAUUUUUUAAAAUUAAAUUACAAAUUUAAAUUCUGUUUCAAACACUUUUAAAUUUGGUUCCUGUUUCAUUUUUAUUUCUCUUUUUUAUACGCCUAUUUUUUAUAUUUAUAAAAUGCAUACGCACAAUAUAAGACAAUAAUAAAUAAUUUACUUGAAAAUGCAAGAUUGUGAAAUUAUGUUCAUAUAAUAUAAUUAAUACACAUACAUAAAUAACAAAUAUAUGUAAAGGAAUUCUUGAAUUUAUAUUAAAAAGUCUUGCUGUUACAAUACAAACAAAACAAAAAUUUCGUCUAUUAUAUAAUUGUGAUUAAGAAUUUUUUUCUAUAAAUUUGUAUAACAGAAAGAUAGUGUCGUAUUAAGAAGAAAAAAAAAGAAGAAAAAAUCAAAACUACAGAAGAGAAAUUAUAAAGAUUAAAUUGUGUAUAUAUACUAAAUAAAAUAAACAAAUUG